Messenger RNA from Seminavis robusta, 2661 nucleotides. The record is from the annotation of a GenBank genome assembly. Lineage: Eukaryota; Bacillariophyta; Bacillariophyceae; Naviculales; Naviculaceae.
AUGUUCAAGUCCAAGUCCAAGUCUAUGAUGGUCACUGUAACCAGCCUGCUCUUUCUAUGGAGUGGCUCUAUGCACAGCACUGGCUUUGCUCAAGCCUUUCUGGUCAGAUCAGGAUCUCUACAUCAUCAUGUGACAACAGUAACAACAGCCUCAAGCAAACCACUACAUGUUGUAAGUCUUUUACCAUUGAGAUUGGCAAAAAAGAAUUCACAGUCACAGUCACAUGCAGCUUCAGGCAAGGGUUUCACCAAACACAAGCAAGACAAGGACAACAAAGAUAAGGACAAACAAAAGCAGGCAAGAAAACCUGUCAAGAAUGUCAAGAAUACCAAGAAACAAACUGUCAAGGCAGCAGCCACCAUUCAACAAGCAAACAAAGAAAUAUUUCAGAAACAAGACCAACAACCACCAGCACCUGUCAAAGCUGCACCUGUCAAAGCUUCAUCUAAGGCUUCAAGGCAGUCAAGUCCAUCUCUCAAAGCUAAAGCUGCAGGUGGUCCAAGCCCAGGAAGCCCACCUUCUACCACUGAAGAUUCAACUUUUAUGGCUACAUGCAAUCUCAGGGACAAUCUCAGUGACAGCCCCAACUACUACUUGGGAGAUGGAUCUGGAUACUUGGACUACUACCAGGAGGAAUAUGGAAAAGCGAAACAUGAACAGUUGCAAGAUUUUAUCAAUGCUCCCUAUGGAACCAUGAAUCCAAACAACAGGAGAGUGCACGACUAUGUCAUUCUGCCAAGACAAAACAAGAAACAGACUGCUCAGCAGCACAAGGAACAACAACAGCAACAGCAAGAAGAACAGCACCACCAACAGCAAGAAGAACACCAAGAACAACCACAGCAACAGCAACAACAACAACAAGAGCUGAUGAUAGACAACCAGCAGUACCAGGUCUACUCACAUUCUCCUCAUGCUGCGGAAAGCUACGGAAAAGCAAAGUACGAUCAGCAAGAUGCUUUCAUCAACAGUCCAUAUGGAACCAUUAAUCCAUACGAAACUAUGAUGGGAGUACCAGCAAUGCAAGACAGACAACAACAACAACAACAACAAGAAGCAAGCACACCCAAGCAAUUGUACCGAUACGUCAGACCCAAACAGGAACCAACCGUUACUCCUCAAGAAGAACAGACCGACAUAGUACAACAAUCAUCACAAGAAGUGCAACCACAAGAAGACGAAACAACAAAAGAUCUCGAGCCAGACACAAACCAAGACCAAGACCAGUACUUUGUCGUAGACAGGUCGAGGGCAGACAUGAUGAUUCAGACCAAAGACGCUGCUGGGAACAACCAGUCAGAGGAGUCUCAGUCGCCUACCGGUAUUAAUGAGGACAGCACCAGCAUCGACGACGUCACAACUAGAGAUGAUACCAGUAUGCAAGAGGCCAUAGCUACGGAGAAACAGAAGAAUGAAAAGACCAAUCCAAGCACAAAAAUGCAAUCGAGCAACAAAGAUGACGCCACGACCGCGCAAUCCACCGCUACCAAUCAGAAUAACGAAAACCAGAAACAACAGCUCGUCCCGUCAAUGGCUGGAAACAAAAGCAAGCAAGCACCCAAACUGAGAAAUAAUAACCAAAACAAAAAUAUUGUGGAAAAAGCAAAUCAAGCGUCACGAGACUCCCCGCCGAUGCCGUCAGGCCCAGACGCCAACACGAACGAGCAGAGACCAGACGACGAUGGAUACGGAAGAUCACAGUACGAACACCAAGAAGCGUUCAUCCACAAUCCCUACGGGAACACGGGACAGCAACCACCACAACCAAUGACCGAGGCAUCGACAACUAGUACUACGAGUUCCAAUCAAGACGAGACAACGUCGGCACGAGCAACCAACGACGAGGACGAGGACGAAAACGAACCGGAACAAUACUUUUACGUGGACCGUCCCCCGAAUCCCAUGAUGGACAUGGCCAACAACAACAACAACAACCUGCCACCCCCAAAUCCCACAUUUCACGAUUCGGGGUCCUACCCACCGCCGGUAGUGGACGGCGACUACAAUACGCAAUCCAGCAUGAUCAGCCAUCGCGAAACGGAUUGGAACCAAGAGCAGGAAUACGAACUUCAGCAGCAAUACGAGCUGCAACAGCUACAUGAGCAGCGACACGAACAGCAGCAACAGCUACACGAGAGACACAGGAGCAUGCUCGAAAUUGACAGGAGCUACUUUAGUAGUCAACCGCCGCAAGAUGCCAUGGAACAACCACCUCUACAAGAACGGAAACGACAGCCACUAUACGAGGAUGAAGAGCGUGGAUAUGGUCGAGCUCAGUACCAAGAAUACGAAUCUUUCAUCCAUGAUCCGUGGUUCUGGUCCAUGGGAAGAAACAAGCCGCCGAGCUUCGUCCAGGGUGGCAUGUCAUCCUCCCGUGAUGGUCCCAUGGAACAGUCCAACGCCGCUCCACAAGAAACUUUUGUGGAUCAUUGGAUGAGUCCGAAUGAGGACACUGGUGGAGAAGGUCCUGAUAAUGAUAGUGACAACAUACAUAACAGUGAACGCAGCGUGGAUGUUAGUCAGCGAAUGCUGGAAGACACAGAAGAUCUGUACAGGUCCGAAGUGACAGCAGCGGCACCGCAGCCGCCCAAAGUCGCAGAGCAGGUUGAUAGCCAUCAGGACGUGUUGGAUGCCUACAUGGACGAAAUGACUCCCUACUAA